UCUUGAGCUGCUGAGAGGCAAAUCUCAUAAAGCAGUGAGAGACAGCUCUAAACGCAUGGCUGUGUUAAAAGAGGCCUUGUUCUGUCAGGCCAUGUUCCUUGCUAUGAUCUGGCAUAUCAACUCUCAGACACUUCAAUUAUGUAACUGCUCUGCUAAAUACUUCCAAUUUGGGGAGAAAAAAAAAACACAAACUGAGUGUGCUCUAAUUAUAACGCAACUAGAGCGGGGGGAAGGAAAAAGCCCUGACAUUAUGUGGGCUUACCUAGCUGUUCUGAUCUCUUCCUGUUCCAGACCGGUUAUGUGAUGCUCUGUAGCACUUCUUUGAAAACAGGGGGAGCAGAUGUGUUUACAUGUUAACAUUACAGUAUUUAUUUUUGCUCUAGCAAUAUCAAAAUGGCCCAACUAAAUAAUCAGAGACUGCCUCCUGAUGAGGAGUACCCGGACCUGAGCAGCCACAACAACCACAUGGCCAAAGUUCUAACCCUGGAUUUAUACAAGAAACUGAGAGACAGAGUCACACCCAGUGGCUUCACCCUGGAUGAUGUCAUUCAGACUGGGGUUGAUAAUCCUGGCCAUCCCUUCAUAAUGACAGUAGGAUGCGUAGCUGGUGAUGAAGAAUCCUAUGAUGUGUUUAAGGAACUCUUUGAUCCGGUUAUUGAAGACAGGCAUGGUGGCUACAAACCAACUGAUGAGCACAAGACUGACUUGAAUGCUGAUAACCUGCAGGGUGGUGAUGAUCUGGAUCCUAAUUACGUGCUAAGUUCCCGUGUAAGAACUGGUAGGAGCAUCCGUGGAUUCUGUCUUCCCCCUCACUGUAGUCGAGGGGAGAGGCGGGCUAUUGAAAAACUCUCUGUUGAAGCUCUGGGUAGUCUGGAAGGUGAUCUCAAGGGGAAGUACUAUGCUUUGAGGAACAUGACUGAUGCAGAGCAGCAGCAGCUGAUUGACGAUCACUUCUUAUUUGACAAGCCAGUUUCUCCUCUUCUGUUGGCAUCUGGGAUGGCACGAGACUGGCCUGAUGCCAGGGGUAUCUGGCACAAUGAUAACAAGACAUUCCUUGUUUGGAUUAAUGAGGAGGAUCACCUUAGAGUUAUUUCCAUGCAGAAAGGUGGCAACAUGAAGGAAGUAUUUACUCGCUUCUGUACUGGGCUAACAAAGAUAGAAACUCUCUUCAAGUCCAAAAACUAUGAGUUCAUGUGGAAUCCACACUUGGGCUACAUCCUGACCUGCCCAUCCAACCUUGGAACAGGGCUCCGUGCUGGUGUGCAUAUCAAGCUGCCGAACCUUGGGAAACACGAGAAGUUUGGAGAAAUCCUCAAGAGGCUUCGACUGCAGAAACGAGGCACAGGUGGUGUCGACACAGCUGCUGUUGGAGGGGUGUUUGAUGUCUCCAAUGCUGAUCGUCUUGGCUUCUCUGAGGUGGAGCUUGUGCAGAUGGUGGUGGAUGGGGUGAAGCUGCUCAUUGAAAUGGAAAAACGCCUUGAAAAAGGCCAGUCCAUUGAUGGCCUCAUACCAGCUCAGAAAUAAAGCACUUUGUUCUCAUGCUUCCUAACUUAUUGGAUGAAUAAUAAAAUGUCACUCCAAUUCAAACCCUGGGGUCAAAGCCCGCUUAGUUACACUGUAGAGAAGUCUUCCAUCCAUCUGUGUUAGAGUUUAUUUUUUUGAUGGCUGAGAUGUUGCUGAAAACGAAAUAAACUGUUGUUUUGGCCUGACA
Struthio camelus australis is the source of this 1711-nucleotide messenger RNA. The record is from RefSeq and is a predicted model, not a curated record. Lineage: Eukaryota; Metazoa; Chordata; Aves; Struthioniformes; Struthionidae.